CACACACUAAAAACCAUAAACUGAAUAGCGCAGCGACCCUUCUCUCAGGCGACCUCCAUAGCCGUAAUCUUUUCUUCCAAGCUGUAUUCUACUCAGUCGUCGAGAUGCCCGUUUUCGCGUCUACCUCACUUUCAGGCGGCCUCGCGCUUCUCUCCCAGUUCCUCAGCACCGAUAAUACCUCACAGACUGGGCUUAUCGUGAACCCUCCGGCCACUUUAAAUUUCCCUUGCAGCAUUUCCCGGGGUCAUUCGGCCAGAAACCCGGUUUUCCUGAGCUCCCCGAGAGUUUCGGUUUCAGGUGGCAGCAGCACCAGUACUGACGAUGGGGUCGACCAGUCUUUGCUUUCUAUUGGGGUUAGGCAAUCCCGGAGGUCAGAGGAUUGGAAAGCAGCAAGGGAGUACCAUGAGAAGGGACUCAUAUAUGAAGGAAAGGUUGAAGGAUUCAAUGGUGGUGGCUUGCUGAUCAAAUUUUCUUCUCUUGUUGGUUUUCUUCCAUUCCCACAGUUGAGCCCCUCUCAUUCAUGUAAAGAGCCUAACAAAAGCAUCCAACAGACUGCAAGAGCUUUAGUUGGUUCUACCAUUUCUGUGAAGGUUAUCCAAGCUGAUGAGGAGAGCAGAAAAUUGAUAUUUUCAGAGAAGGAAGCUAACUGGUUGAAGUUUUCUCCUCAACUAAACGUUGGCGACAUUUUUGAAGCAAGGGUCGGAUCUGUAGAGGAUUAUGGUGCCUUUAUUCAUCUGCGUUUCCCAGAUGGUUUGUACCAUCUCACUGGAUUAGUGCAUGUUUCAGAAGUGUCAUGGGAUUUAGUGCAGGAUGUGAGAGAUGUCCUAGCUGAGGGUGAUGAAGUCAGAGUCAAAAUUGUUAACAUAGACAGGGAAAAGUCGAGGAUCACACUGUCCAUAAAGCAAUUGGAGGAAGACCCUCUGUUAGAAACUAUAGAAAAAGUCAUUCCUCAGGAUGACUUGACAGAUCCUGAUGCCAUAAAUUCAAGCGGACAAGCUACAAUAGAACCACUUACUGGGCUUGAAAUAAUUAUAGAAGAGCUGUUGAAGGAAGAUGGCAUAGACGAUGUGAGAAUCACUCGGCAGGGAUUCGAGAAAAGAGUGGUUUCCCAAGAUUUGCAGCUUUGGCUUUCAAAUGCGCUACCCGUAGGCAAUCAGUACACGCUUCUUGCUCGAGCUGGGCGACAGGUACAAGAGAUACAACUGACAACAUCACUCGAUCAGUACGGAAUCAAAAAAGCGCUGCAACGAGUUCUAGAACGUGUUCCAUGAAUCUGUUUCCAUUGUUUGCAAGGAGCACAUAUCGGACGAUGAAUUCUUACUUUACGGUAACAAUUUUAUACUAAAACUCGAGAAAAAGCCUCGCCACUUGACAUGACAACCUGUACAUAUGUGUUCAAUGACAAGCUGUAUUCGACCAUCUUUUGAGACAAAGCGUCUAUAAAUAUGCUUAUGCAGUUCAUAUUUCUCGCUAA
Molecule: messenger RNA, 1474 nt
Organism: Andrographis paniculata
Lineage: Eukaryota; Viridiplantae; Streptophyta; Magnoliopsida; Lamiales; Acanthaceae
Product: 30S ribosomal protein S1, chloroplastic
Exons: 10
Coding region: 105-1271 (388 amino acids)
Molecular function (GO): nucleic acid binding
Source: RefSeq, a predicted model, not a curated record